Eupeodes corollae is the source of this 749-nucleotide messenger RNA. RefSeq lists its product as uncharacterized. The transcript is spliced from 4 exons. The record is from RefSeq and is a predicted model, not a curated record. NCBI's taxonomy places the organism in Eukaryota, Metazoa, Arthropoda, Insecta, Diptera, Syrphidae. The coding region runs from base 104 to 661 and encodes 185 amino acids.
GAUAUUGACUCAAUCUCAAUAAAAAUUGAAAACAUUCUCUGAAAUAUUCUUAAUAUUUUUGUUAAUUCGGUUCAGAGUAGAUCAUAGAUUAUACAACUUUAAAAUGAGUUCUAAAUUGUGGUUUAUUUUGGGACUAGUGCAUUUAUCUUCUGAAAUAGAAAUCAAUAUAACAAAGUUCGACAACUGUUUCGAGGAGCUUCCCAUAGGUGAUGAAUGGCCAAUUGAAAUUCGAGAAGUUCAUUAUGAUUUUAACGAAAAUGGAUACAUUGAUCACAUUCAUGGAACUUAUUUAGUCCGAUCGAUUGAUACACGUGAUAAAGAGCUUACAAUAACGGUUUAUAAAUGUCCAUUCGAUGAACCACCUCCAUGUGAACAUAAGAUCGAGCACAUCAUAACCGAGCUGCAUUGUGAGAAAUUCCGAAAUGAUAAUUCUGGAAUAUGGCAUAUGGUUUCUCAAGCAAUGAGUGGUUCGACUUGUGGCCAUGAAACGGGCAUUUUUGACUUCGAUCUGCCACGAAUAAGAAACGGAUACUUUGCGAAGUAUUUAGGUAGUGGAGAAAUUAACUCACGCUACAGGAUGAUGCUUUUGUUCCACAAAAAAGACGACGAAUCUACAGACCGACGAGCUUGUGCCGAGAUUCAAUUUGAUGUUUUCAAUUGAAAGUUUCGACAACUUUUGUAAUUUUGUUUUGGGGUUUGGUGAAGGUACUAAAAGCAAAUACAUUAAAAAUGUGAUGUAAACUAAAAAA